UUUUUUUUUUUCAGAAAAGAGCUGUUAUAGUUACACUUGGGAUGCACUUGUAUGCAUCUGUUUUAUGACAUUUUGGCAUAUUUUUUGGUGACCUGUAACCUGUGACCUGUGACCUGUGAAAGAAACCUGCCGUAUCCAUGAGGCUCCUGGAUAAUCUGGGAGAGGUUUCACCGUCUGUGAACGGUGACAUUAAUAAGUGAAGGGGCUCCCGACAAGCGCGAAAAAAAUAAAAUAGGGCGAGCCUGAGCCUGGCGGGGCGGGAUUUUUCUCUCUACAGACCACUUUCGGCUAUCUCUGCCCCCUGUUUUUUCCUUCCCCUAUAACACAAUCGGGAGCCUGUUCACAAGCUAAGUUGGCAGAGGUUUUGCAUACGAAUUGAAAAGACGUCUACGCCACCUUUACCAUGCCACCCCUUCGGGAUAGUACAUUCUGUUUCGCUUUACAUGACAAGGAGACUAGAAUAAAAAUGGCGGGCUUCGAUCAAGCGACAACAUGAGCGACGAUGUAAACAUGGUAAAUAAGCUUAAUUAUGGCUGACAAAGAUAACGAUUGGACUAUACCAAGCAGUGAUGGCGAAGAAGAUAGUUCUGAGGCCUCGCAAAGUCAGGGGGAAGGAAAAUGGGAAAUUCCUUUAAAGGUUUUGCUACUUUACAGCGAAAUCGAGAAAAACGGCUUUAUAGAACUAAAAGUGAAAGAGUGUAGAAGCGGUGAAACGGUAAAAAAGCAAGAAAUUCCAAAAGAGAGCGAUGCAACCAAGGAAAACGCUAGUUCAGAACCUACUGGAAGUGAUGAAACCGUACCUCAAAACCUAGACAAGGAAAAGACCCUUGAACCAUCAGCUUUUGAUUAUACAGAGGAAUCCAUUGAUGAAACUUCACAUAUUACAAGAAAAAUUCCUAAGACUGAACGGUUACAAAGAAAAAGAGUAGGGACAUUAGAGAAUGUUAUUUCUGACUUGAAAAGGUUCAGAGACAUGGAUAAUAAAGAAUCUGUAGAUCCUGAGAACAAAACGACCACUAAACCAGUGGAAGUUGAUGCUGCAACAAAAGAGGAAUCAACAGCACUAUAAAAUGACCAGAGAACUAGCAGUUAAAACAAUGUAAAUGAUUAAUAAUUACACUGCCAUGGGGCCGGGUUGUUGAAAGCCUGAGUAAACUAACCCAGGAUCAGCAAGAAUUUUUGAUUUCAGUUUUGCAACUUUUCGGUUUAUAUUGUUUGU
Messenger RNA from Orbicella faveolata, 1219 nucleotides. RefSeq lists its product as uncharacterized. Gene Ontology annotation, molecular function: nuclear estrogen receptor binding. Gene Ontology annotation, biological process: positive regulation of intracellular estrogen receptor signaling pathway; positive regulation of cell cycle G1/S phase transition. The record is from RefSeq and is a predicted model, not a curated record. Gene Ontology annotation, cellular component: MLL3/4 complex. Lineage: Eukaryota; Metazoa; Cnidaria; Anthozoa; Scleractinia; Merulinidae.